AUGGCGCCCUCACCUACUUCAUGGGCUCCUCCCAACUAUCCACCAACGACGAUUGAAAAUGACGGGACAUAUGUCAAUCGAUACGACGCCCGAAAAACUCUGGCUCAUGUUACAUCUGAUCGGAACAAUGUCAAUAACGUUUUCAUGCUUCAUUGGAUCACUACGGAAGAUGGAAAGAAGUACCACCUCACAACUAAUGCUGGCCUUAACGGAUCUGAGCUCUUUGGUACUUUUUUGUCUUUGAAUGAUCUUCAGGAUUUGACGUCUCGCGGGGGUUCCAUUAUAGAGCCUGGUUCCGGCAGUUCCGAGCAUCUGAAUCUGCGCAGCACCACUCUGACCAUCUUGAGCCCAACAGACGGAGACAAAUGGACCAAUACGCGCCUUGUAUUGAACCUUGCAGGUGUUCAAUUGGAUGUGAAGAUCCAGCCAACUGGUGGUAACUUCUACUAUGGUGGAGGUGGUGGGCUUCAACUCGUCAAUAGGGGCCCUGAUCCAGAUUACUCUACUUGCCUCCCUGGAUGGUCUUGGUACUGGGCCAACCCAACUACGCGUCUGACUGGCACACUGACCAUUAACGGAAAAUGUGCAAAGAUCAACCCCGAUGAGUCUUAUGCCCUGUUCGAGAGGCAAUGGGGUAAUUUCGGCAUCGGAGAAGGUUACUACGCCCUCUGGUUCUACCUUGAGACCGGGGAAGUUCUCAUCUCAUGGUGUAUGACACCAGAUCUGGAUGGCAUCACUAAGAUUGCCUUCGCGUCCGUCUGGCACCCUAACGGCCUUCAUGAAAUGAUUCCAGUUGGCCCAAAAACCCGUGCCUCGGACAUUAGCACGAGUCCAACCACAGGGUUGAAAUAUUUCAACAAAUUUUACCUCGACCUCCCAGCUAGAAAUGCCAGUUUUACAUUUGAGAAAUGGUGUCGGGAUGGGGAGCUAACUCCCAUCCUGCCAGAGCAAAAGGAUCGGUACAUCACGAUUUCGGAAUCAUACGGAGAAGGUGUUGCUCAAUGGAAUAAUCAAGAAAUUAAGAUGCAGGGACAUGUCGAGCAGUUAUCGACGCUUAAAUAA
This is a messenger RNA of Ilyonectria robusta, 1062 nucleotides long. RefSeq lists its product as uncharacterized. The coding region runs from base 1 to 1062 and encodes 353 amino acids. The transcript has 4 exons. The record is from RefSeq and is a predicted model, not a curated record. NCBI's taxonomy places the organism in Eukaryota, Fungi, Ascomycota, Sordariomycetes, Hypocreales, Nectriaceae.